This is a messenger RNA of Gallus gallus (chicken), 2472 nucleotides long. RefSeq names its product WD repeat-containing protein 54 (gene WDR54). The coding region runs from base 135 to 1136 and encodes 333 amino acids. Lineage: Eukaryota; Metazoa; Chordata; Aves; Galliformes; Phasianidae. Gene Ontology annotation, molecular function: protein binding. Gene Ontology annotation, biological process: sperm axoneme assembly; cilium-dependent cell motility; cilium assembly. The record is from RefSeq and is a predicted model, not a curated record. The transcript has 9 exons.
GCCGUCUCCAUGGUUACGGCGGGCAGCGGCUGAGCCGCGGAGCCGGGGUGGGGGACGGGGCCCGGGACCGGGAUCGGGGCAGGGCGGGAGCCAGUCCCCGGGAGCACGGACCUGCGGGACCGCCGCGGGCCGCCAUGUACCGCCGAGAGAAGAGCAUCGCGCUGCGCAGCAGCUCCUCGGCGCUGUACAACAACCUGAGCGUGCUCCGCCCGCCCCACAAGCCGGUCGCCUGCCUCGGCGCCGUGCACGGCCCCACCGUCACGGUGGUCAGCGCGGGGGGGGACGCGGCGGGCUGCGCCCAACGGCAGCUGCAGGCCCGGGCGGGCGGCGGGGCCUCUCUCGUCACGCAGGCUGCCUGGUGUGUCCUGCCGGCACGCAUCCUGCUGGUGCUGACCUGUCAGAAAGGCAUCCAGAUGUAUGAGUCAGAUGGAUCCAUCAUGGUGUAUUGGCACGCACUGGAUGUCGCAGAGCACCCUCCAGCACAAGCCGUGUUUGCCCGAGGGAUCUCUGCAGCAGGAGAGCGCUUCAUCUGCGUGGGGAUGUCCUCUGGGAUGGUGCUGGUGUUCGACAUCCCCCCCAAAGGGACCAACAUCACGGUGAGUGAGGUCCUGAAGGAGCACCACGACGCCAUCACCGACAUCGCUGCCGAGCUGGGCCGGGCACCGGAUGGGGCCGGGGACCUGGUGACUGCUGAUGAUGCCGGGAUGCUGUGCGUGUGGAGCUCUGGAGAGGAAUUCUCCUUGCUCAACAGGAUCCCAGCCUUUGGCUGGACCUGCUCCUCUGUGAGGCUCUGGAAUGGGAUCAUUGCUGCUGGCUACGGCAACGGGCAGAUCCGGCUGUACGAGGCAGCCACGGGCAGCCUGCGUGCCCAGGUCGGCGCACACGCCCGCUGGAUCUAUGCUCUGGACCUGGCACCAGCGACUGGAAAGCUGCUGUCGGGUGCGGAGGACUCCUUUGUUCACGUGUGGAAGCUCAGCAGGAGCCCGGACACUGAUGAUGUUGAGAUCGAGCACUGCCACGCUGAGUGCGUCACCGACACCCAGAUCUGCGGCGCCUGUUUCUGUGACCCCGAGGGAAACUCCUUUGCAGUGACCGGCUACGACCUCAGCGAGAUCUUCUGCUACAGCCAGGUGUAGGCUGCGAGCCGUGCGGGCCGCCGUGGGGCUGCAGCAGGGAGAGCUGGGCUGCCGGCACCCCCCCACCUCCAGCACGGCGCUGCGCCCCGGCAGGGUGGGAUUCUGCCUGCAGGUGGAGCUGAGAUCGGUCCCUCCCAAAGCAGCCCUGCCCUCGGUGUGGCACGGCUGCACGUAGGGAGCGCGGGCCGGGAGCUGUGCUGGCUUCACGGGACCCAGCUGUGCUGCACUGCGGGUCCCUGGGCCAGGAGCUGCCCCGCACCCCACCCCCCCCCGAGCCCUCCCUGGGAGAACGAUGCAGCCGAGGUGAUGUGGCUGAGCAGCAGCAGACCCACCGUGGGCUCUCGUAGCGGCAUUCCCGGCCGUUCCCUGCGGGGAGGAGCGGAACUGACUCCUCUCUUCCCCACGGCACCUUUCCUCCAGGCAGGAAGGGAUCCAGGCCAAACCUGUGCUUCGUGCCGCUCCGGCCGGGUGGGAUGCAGCAGUCGGUCCCAGCCCAGGCGGCCGCGCCCAUGGGUGCCGCAGCACGGGCCGCCCUGGCUCGGGGCGCACGCAGCAGGGCAAGGCGAGGCCUCCCGCCCUGCCGGCCCCGUGGGCACGCGGGGCUCCCAGCAGGACUGCUGUGCUCAGCAGUCAGCCGUGCAGGGCUGCGGCUGUGCUCCUGUGCUGGAAAAAGCAGAGGCUGCGCUGCACUGCCGGGACGGCUGCGCGCCGCAGGGUCAGGCUGCGAGGUCACCGCGCAGAGCCACGGCCCCGCUGUCACCCCGUGGCCCCACACCGGGCUGUGCUGGAAUUGGGGGCACGCUCCGUGCCGGAGCUCCCCCUGUGCUGCCACCGCCUCCCCCUCCGUGUCCCAGGCAGGGCUUGGCCGUGUCGCAGAGCUCCGUGUCCCGGCUUUCCCUGCCGGCUGCAGCAGCGCCGACCUGCUGGCUCCGCUCCCAGGGCCUUACGGGGCAGGGGGUGCGUGGGGGGCUCGGGGGGAGCUCGGCCCCGCUCAGACUGCCGCUCGGCAGGCAGGGUGGGAGCUUCCUGCAGCUCCUGGGUCCGGCGCGGCCCUGCGGGAGCUUUUCCUGCAGCUCCCGGCGGCGAUGGGAUCCGGCCCGGCCCCGUGCUGCUCCAGCUCCUGCCGUGGGGCGAGAGCCUCACGAGCGGUGGGGGCCCUUCCGCCCCACAGACCCCGCGUGCCCCGUUCCCACCGUGAGCACCGAGCCCCAGCCCCGUUCACGUUACGCCCCUGUGCUGCCCUCCCGGCCGCGCUCCCCCGUACGGCAUCGCCCCCCGCCCCGUCCCCGAGCCCCAGACUGCGCCGUACCCCGCCCCAAUAAACACCCCUGGCCGA